CCAUCGGCCGACGCCGCGCGCACCGCAGCAGCGACUUUUCUUACACGUCGACACUGCUAUCUGCUGUUCGUCUCUCGCCACCCACGUACGCCAAGAUGAGCGCCGAGGUCAAGACCGAGCCGGCCCCCGCGGCCGUCGCGGAGGCUACAGCACCGACUUCCGGACACACUGCGCCCGAUGCAGUUCCGACUGCCGAGCCCGCGACCGUCGCCACCGGAGACACGCCCGCCGAGCCCGCGCCCGCUACCGCCGCCGAGCCAACCAAGGCCCUCACCUCCACCCCCGCCGCUACCGCCGCACCGACCUGGGAGUUGACCCCCGACACGCCCAUCGCUGCCUUGUUCGCCCGCCUGCCCGCCAUCCUUUCAGCCGCGGAGCACCCGCACAUCUGGGGCGUGACGCUGUCCGCCGCCGAGCCGGCCGCCUUCUCCACACUGCUCGUGCUGCAGAAGUACCUCCGCAGCGUGGCCAACGAUGUCGACCAGGCCGCCGCGGCGCUCGAGAAGACGCUGCGCUGGCGCAAGGAGUUUGGGCUCGACGCUGGGGCCGACCCGCGCGAGUACGGCGCCGACUUUGACGGCCUGGGAUACGUCACGACCGUUGGUGUUGGCGCCGGCACGCGCGAGGUCGUGACUUGGAACGUUUAUGGCGCGGUCAAGAGCCUCAGCGCAACGUUUGGCGAUCUUGAUCGCUUCCUGCACUGGCGCGUCGCGCUGAUGGAGCGCGCCGUCGCGCGUCUCGACCUGGCGCACACGAGCACCCCGAUCCCCGACUACGGCCAAGGCGACGACCCGCACCGCCUCGCCCAAGUGCACGUGUACGACGGCGUGUCGUUCCUCCGGAUGGACCCGCACGUCAAGGCGGCGUCCAAGGCGACCAUCGAGCUCAUGGCCGCGCACUACCCCGAGACGCUGAGCCGCAAGUUUUUCGUCGGCGUGCCGCUGCUCAUGAGCUGGGUGUUCUCCGCCGUGCGCCUGUUCAUCUCGGCUGAGACGGCGAAGAAGUUUGUCGUGGUCAGCUACAUGGCCAACCUGGCGCCCGAGCUCGGGGAUAAGGCCGACGUGCCGGUCGUGUUUGGCGGCGAGGCGGGGAGCCUCGCUGAGCUUGAGGCGCGCGAGGGGGCAGAGAAGGCGACGGCGACGGCGUAGGCGUAGGCGUAGGCGGUCUUCUGUUGUUAGACGUGAUAAUGUUCUUCUGGGGGUAGUGGCCCCUUCGCUAGAUGCAGUGGUGUGUAGACUCUGAGGCUCGUCAGAUUGCUUCGGGCCGAACACACACGUCGGGCCAAUCGGCACAGGCCACUCGUCUGCAGUAGCAGCCAUGGCCACUGCCUUCUUCAAAUUGCCACUCAACUGCCAGAGUACUGUCAUCA
Vanrija pseudolonga is the source of this 1369-nucleotide messenger RNA. It is a transcript of the gene SFH5, whose product is annotated as Phosphatidylinositol transfer protein SFH5. Bases 96 to 1148 code for a protein of 350 amino acids. Gene Ontology annotation, molecular function: phosphatidylinositol transfer activity. Gene Ontology annotation, cellular component: plasma membrane; cortical endoplasmic reticulum; cytosol. The record is from RefSeq and is a predicted model, not a curated record. NCBI's taxonomy places the organism in Eukaryota, Fungi, Basidiomycota, Tremellomycetes, Trichosporonales, Trichosporonaceae. The transcript has 2 exons. Gene Ontology annotation, biological process: Golgi to plasma membrane protein transport; regulation of exocytosis.